UUUCCCACCCAUCGAUUCCUCUCGGACACUGCCCAAUCUCUCCAUACUCUCUCUCUCUCUCUUUCGACAAAAGAAAAAGUCAGCGCCGUCCUUUACGCCAUAGUUUGUCUCCUUCUCUCUUCUCUCCUCACCAACAGAACCAAAAGCAAAGAAAUCGAGCUUACUUUCCUAAAUCCCAACAACAAAAACCCAUCAAGAUCAUCAAAUUAUGUCUGAAGAUUGGGAUCUCUUCGCCGUUGUAAGAAGCUGCAGCAACAGCUCUUCGGUCUCCUCGGCAACUACUAACACAAACGACCGAGGAAACUGUAAACAACUAGAUCCUCCUCUUCCUCCUCCUCCUCCUCCUCCUCCUCUGUUCACACACAUCGGUGAAGAAAGAGACAUAGAUUCUUGCAACGAGCUACAAGAUUCUUGCAAACCCUUUUUACCGGUUACUACCACUACUACAACUUGGUCUUCUUCUCCACUUCCUCUUCCUCCUCCUUUAGUUUCAUCAGCUCCUCCUAAUAUCUUAAUGAAACAAGAACAAGGACAACUUGAAUCAGUACAAGAUCAGAAACCUCCUCUUGGUGUUAGGUCGUCUUUCCCACCUUCCACAACCAUUUCUUCUUCUUCUGUCUUUGUUUUCCGAGGUCAACGCGACCAGCUUCUUCAACAACAAUCACAAACUCCUCUUCGAUCUAGAAAAAGAAAGAAUCAGCAAAAGAGAACCAUUUGUCAUGUAACUCAAGAGAAUCUCUCUUCUGAUAUGUGGGCAUGGCGUAAAUACGGUCAAAAACCCAUCAAAGGCUCUCCGUAUCCAAGGAAUUACUAUAGAUGCAGUAGCUCAAAAGGAUGUUUAGCAAGAAAACAAGUCGAAAGAAGCAACUUGGAUCCGAAUAUCUUCAUCGUCACUUACACCGGAGAACACACUCAUCCUCGUCCUACUCACCGGAACUCUCUCGCAGGUAGCACACGUAACAAAUCUCAACCCGUUAACCCGAUACCUAAACCCGACCACUCAUCGGGUCAAACCGUUUCUGGUUCGAAUACCGUAAAAGAAGAGGUUCAUCUUUCUCCGACGACACCGUUGAAGGAAAACGACGACGUUCAAGGAACUAACGGAGACGAAGAAGUCAACAUGGAAGACGAGGAGUUAGAUGAAGUCGAAGAAGAAGAAGAAGAAGAAGAAGAAGAAGAGGAGGAAGAUGAAGAUGAAGAUUGUGACGUGGAUGAUGUUUUGAUACCGAAUUUCGCGGUGAGAGAUCGAGAUGAUUUAUUCUUCGCUGGAAGCUUUCCCUCUUGGUCCGCCGGAACCGCCGGAGACGGUGGUGGAUGAUGAAGAAGAAUAUUAUCUCUAUUUUAAAACAACAAAAAGUCAGGUUUUUAAUUAUUAUUUUUUAUCUUGUUAAAACUUGACAUUUAUUGUGUUAUUAAAGAAUAUAUAUAAAGUAGAAAAAGAGGGAGAGAUAGGAGACAAAAGAGUAGUCUACAAUCAUAUUUCGUUUUGACUGAUAGCUAAAACUUAGAAAAUUACUCUAGUAAUUAUGUGUCGAUUAAAAUUGACAUUGCAUAAUACCAAAGCUUUUUCUUGGUCCUAAAU
This is a messenger RNA of Eutrema salsugineum, 1582 nucleotides long. RefSeq names its product probable WRKY transcription factor 27. Gene Ontology annotation, molecular function: transcription cis-regulatory region binding; DNA-binding transcription factor activity. Gene Ontology annotation, biological process: regulation of DNA-templated transcription. NCBI's taxonomy places the organism in Eukaryota, Viridiplantae, Streptophyta, Magnoliopsida, Brassicales, Brassicaceae. The record is from RefSeq and is a predicted model, not a curated record. Bases 209 to 1318 code for a protein of 369 amino acids. The transcript is spliced from 3 exons. Gene Ontology annotation, cellular component: nucleus.